Molecule: messenger RNA, 4982 nt
Organism: Coregonus clupeaformis (lake whitefish)
Lineage: Eukaryota; Metazoa; Chordata; Actinopteri; Salmoniformes; Salmonidae
Product: monocarboxylate transporter 4
Biological process (GO): transmembrane transport; monocarboxylic acid transport
Cellular component (GO): membrane
Molecular function (GO): monocarboxylic acid transmembrane transporter activity
Source: RefSeq, a predicted model, not a curated record
CUCAAGCAUAUCAGAAUAGCCCCAUUGUGUUUAGGGAAGUUAAAUCCAUCAUUUCUGACAAACUGCUGCACAGCACAGAUAACUCCUGCCUUCCUGUGUGUGUGUGUGUGUGUGUUUGUGUUUGUGUGUGUGUGUGUGUGUGUCUGUGUGUGUGUGUGUGUUUGUGUUUGUGUGGCUAGCUCUCUGUAUCUACGGUGUCUUGGUCAUAAAUAUCCCUCAGAGAAUGCUCGGCCUGGGGGCCUGCCAUAGUGCUGAUGACGGUGGCACUAAAACCCAUUGCUUUCUCCAUCGCUGAAGUGAAACUGUAAAUCUCCAGAGUCCAUUAUGGCUCUCCAUGGAACCAUGGCUAGCCAUUACUCCGUGUAAUCAGUCGGGGUCUGUAGCUGUGUUUGUAAAUCUAAUUCAUUGUAAUGGUGGUGGUGGGUUUGAUUAUUACAGACUGUGUGUAUAUGGGGGUAAGCAGAAUAUAUUGAUGAAAGCACACGCACAGAAACAUGAUUGCAAUACAGGAGUGUCCUCCAGGUUUGCAAAGUCACCUGCUGGCCGGGAUAUGGAGAGUUCAUAGGAAAUAAUGGAUUGUAUUUAUAUAUAACUUUUCUGGCUGGUUUAAAUAAUUGUUGGUGACCAUAUUCCAACCUGCUGUUUCACAAUGAAUACAGACCAAGGUCAAGCCACUUUAUGCAAUUCCGUUAAUCAAUAUUUAAUUUAAUCAAUAUGUAAUUUAUUCAACAACAUCUAUUCAACACAGUGACAAUGAAGACAAUUACAAAAUGGUUAUGAGGCUUAGGAUACAGGAAGUUGUGUUACUACCGGUAUACAAUGUUAUGUCUACGCUGUUUUUGCAUGUUCUAUGCAUUCUAUUUCUAUUGUAGCGACCUUUAACCCAACACCUAGCGACCUCGUCAAGAGGUUUGGAUCUCUUGGCGUAACGGCUAAGGCGUUGGGUUGACAGUCGCUGGACCCGGGUUCGAGUCCCAGUCGGGGCUACCCCCGAGUUAGCUACACUAUAACCCAUCUCUCCUCUCUGAUCCAACCCUAACCCUUAUCUAUGCAUUGUAUUUCUGUAGUCUCGCUCCCCUUCUCAGAUCUAAACUUAAAGGACCAUGGGAGGUGUGGUGGUGGACGAGGGGCCUGGGGGGGUGAAGGCACCAGACGGGGGGUGGGGCUGGGCUAUACUGUCCGGCUGUUUCAUCAUCACUGGGUUCUCCUAUGCCUUCCCCAAGGCUGUCAGUGUGUUCUUCAAGGAACUGAUCAGAGAGUUCGGAGUGGGGUACAGCGACACAGCAUGGAUCUCAUCUAUACUGCUGGCUAUGCUCUACGGCACAGGUCCUCUGUGCAGUGUGUUGGUGAAUCGUUACGGGUGUCGUCCGGUGAUGAUGGUGGGGGGACUGUUUGCCUCUCUGGGGAUGAUUCUGUCUUCCUUCUCCACCAGCAUCAUCCACAUCUACCUCACUACUGGAGUCAUUACAGGUCUGGGCCUGGCGUUGAACUUCCAGCCAUCUCUGAUCAUGUUGAAUCGCUACUUCAGUGAGAAGAGGCCCCUGGCUAACGGCCUGGCUGCUGCUGGGAGCCCUGUGGCCCUCUGCUGCCUCUCCCCUCUGGGACAGGUGCUGCAGUACCAGUACGGAUGGCGAGGAGGCUUCCUUACUGGGGGGUUACUGCUCAACUGCUGCGUCUGCGCGGCCCUCAUGAGGCCCCUAGUGGCCCCUCCUAAAACCCCCCAUCUGGAACUGGAAGAUGGAGAGAAGGAGGGAAGAGAGGUAGAGAAGACCCAGUCCAAACCCAAACCGCUCCUGGACUUCAGUGUGUUUAGGGACCGGGGUUUCCUGAUCUACACCAUAGCUGCGUCUAUUAUGGUUCUGGGUCUGUUUGUGCCGCCGGUGUUCGUGGUGAGCUAUGCCAAGGAGCUGGGGAACGAAGACACUAAGUCGGCCCUCCUCCUGUCCAUCCUAGGCUUCAUAGAUAUCUUCGCCCGGCCCACCUGUGGCAUCAUCGCUGGGCUGAAGUGGGUCAGGCCCAGAGUUGUCUACCUGUUCAGCUUCGCCAUGAUCUUCAACGGAUGCACCGACCUGGUGGGAUCUCAGGCGAAGGACUACCCGUCUCUGGUGGUGUUCUGUGUGUUCUUCGGGAUCUCCUACGGGAUGGUGGGGGCACUACAGUUUGAGGUUCUCAUGGCCAUCGUUGGCACGGAGAAGUUCUCCAGCGCUUUAGGACUCGUGCUGCUCAUGGAAGCUAUCGCUGUGCUGGUGGGACCGCCUGGAGCAGGUCGGCUGCUGGACGCCACUAAGAACUACAUGUACGUGUUCCUGCUGGCAGGAGUUGAGGUGGUUCUCGCCGCCGUGGUCCUCGCCACGUGUAACUUCCUGUUCAUCAGGAAGAAGCCCUCGGAACCCGCCGCGGAACUGGAGAAUGGAACGGUUGCCACGGAGAUGGAGCAGCUCAACAAGCCCGUUGCCGCCGAGGAAGAGGAGGAGGAGGAAGAAGAGAAGGGGGAGAAGGAGGAGAAAGAGAAAGAGAAAGAGGAGGUGAAGGAGAUGAAGGAGGAGGACAGUGAGAAAGAGAAGGAGGAAGAGGAGGAGGAAGAGAAGGAGGAGAUCAGGCCUGAGAUCGUAGAAGUGGAGCGCAUCCUUAAAGAACCAGAAUAACAAAAUGGCGCGGUGCUCUCCAAUUCUGAGACACGUCUGUAGGAGGAGGAGACCCUGGCACAGGACAAACUAUAGACUUUACACUUAAACACUGCCAAGGGCACUUUAAAUGGCACUAAGAAAUGGUCUGCUAAAUGACUAAAAUGUAAAAUGAAAUGUACUCUGUGAACUUUGAAGGGGACUAAAAAGUGUACUUUGUGGGGCAAGAAAGUGCUUAGAGAAGCACACUGGGGAAGAAGGAGCUGGUCCUAGCAGUAUCCUGCUGUAUGUAGUUGAGAUGUUGUGUUGUUGUGUUGUCGUGUGUAGCUGUUCUCUGUGGGGCUGUGUGCCAUAUCAACAUCAAUAACACACACACACACAUAUACACACACACACACAAUCGUGAAGUGAAACCGACAAAUGUCAAGUGAAUAACCGUACUAAUAGUCUUGUGCGCUGCCAUGUGAAUUGUGAAGCUACAAGUGUCUAGUGCUGCAGGGAUCAAACAAAAGGUGUGCUGUGGUAUAAAGUGUUGUUGUUGUUUGUAAUAAUAUGGAAAAAAAAUACAAUCCUGCCUACUACUUUGGAGCACAACAUUAGAAGUGUUCUGGAACUUUAACCAAACCCAGUGUGGAACAUUCCGCUGUUAUUCAACAUUCUGCUGAGUGGCAGGAAAGAAUGGAUACCUGGCUAUUGUCAUUCAUAUCAUUUCACUCUGAGCUUUGGUACAGAGAUUUAAAGGUAUAGUGAUGUUGAAUUUCACUCUGCAACCUUGUAGAGAUUGUAGACUUUAUUGGACUAGGACACACAGAGAGAGGCCAAUGAGAACACCAGACUAGUAUCCCUGGUUCCGUCCCAAAUGGCACCCAGAGAGAGGUACCAUUUGGACAUGUUUGUUUGUUUCAGUGUCAUAACAUUAACUAUGACGACAGAAAGAGGUCACACUGUUUCUAGACUUCACAGUUUCAUCUGUAGAUACAGUGGGUGAGUGCCAAAUGGCACCCUAUUCCCUAUAUAGUGCACUACUUUUUAACAAGGGCCCAUAGUGCUCUGCUCAAAAGUAGUGCGCUAAAUAGGGAAUAUGGUUCCAUUUGGGGGACACACAUUAUUAGGUCUCACAGAACUAGCCGACAGAAACCAUUCAGUCCAGAGAAACCAAUGACUUCCCAUGCAGAUCUAAAACAAAUAACUUAGUGGUAUUCAACUUCUUUCCAAUAUUUGUAUUAUCCUUUUUUUUAUUUUUAUGUAUUGAUACUUUUAUUAUGUCAGUAUUGUUAAGGAAGUUAAGGAAGGCUAAAACCUCUCUCCAUUUCAUGAUAAGUCAUAUGUAUGUACUUCACCGUUACUGUGUGUGUUCUGUUUUCUAAACGAUACCUUGAAUUGAGACUCUGUGCUACGUGUUAAAUGAUAAAGAUGCUGUAAGGUAGUGGUGUGGGCAUUAUUUUACCUUGGCUGCAUCCCAAAUAGCACCAUAUUCCCUAUAUAGUGCACUAUGUCUCUCUCACUAUGUCCCCGGUCAAAAGUAAGAGGGAAUAGGGUUCCAUUUGGAAUGCAUCCCUUGUUUAUCUGUUGGGAGCUACACGAUUAAACUAAACACCUCAAAGAGUUGAUGAAACUAAACACCUCAAAGAGUUGGAACUGAAAGUACCACAUAAACAACAACAAGCCAGAAUUUAAAGUCAAGGUUUAUUGUUCUUGUCAGUGGCCAAGUAUAGAUUAUAAUAUGUUUAUAUAAUCUUAUUCGAGUUUAGAUCAUUAUAAUUUAAUAGGAGCCAGUUCUGAUUAUUUUGUUAUUUGGCACUUAGGUCACGUCAGAUAGUAGAUGAGAUAUGAAGACUUACAGUACCUUGGAAUAUUUCCCAAACUCAUUUUGGUUAUCAGAGCUCUUCCAAGCACGUCUAACCCAAUUAGGUCUCAGAGUGUUUCCUGGUCAGGUCACGUGGGGGCCUAAUCAUAUGAAUCCCCUCUUUACACCUUGACUGUGUGGAACCAUGCUUGUUUCAGUCAUACUUGUUCUGAUUAUACACCUUGACUGUGUGGGACCAUGCUUGUUUCAGUCAUACUUGUUCUGAUUAUACACCUUGACUGUGUGGGACCAUGCUUGUUUCAGUCAUACUUGUUCUGAUUAUACACCUUGACUGUGUGGAACCAUGCUUGUUUCAGUCAUACUUGUUCUGAUUAUACACCUUGACUGUGUGGAACCAUGCUUGUUUCAGUCAUACUUGUUCUGAUUAUACACCUUGACUGUGUGGAACCAUGCUUGUUCCAGUCAUACUUGUUCUGAUUAUACACCUUGACUGUGUGGAACCAUGCUUGUUCUGAGUGAUGAAUAAUGACUGAAUAAACGGCCAUGUUCUA